Molecule: messenger RNA, 5293 nt
Organism: Bactrocera oleae (olive fruit fly)
Lineage: Eukaryota; Metazoa; Arthropoda; Insecta; Diptera; Tephritidae
Source: RefSeq, a predicted model, not a curated record
CGGAACUUGUUACUGUUAAGAGCAUUACCAUUCACUGUUAACACCAUUAAUAUUCACUGUUCAAGCAACUUUUGUAUGUAACUAUUAUAAAUGCAUUCGCAAGCGUCGCAAGAGAACAAGUUGCAGUAAAUUCAGUGACAGUAAAAUCAAGCAACAAUAAUAACAACAGAUAAUCAGUUAACUCACAGCGGCAUUUGUUUAUUUUCACGUUGUUCGUUUGGUCAAAGCAGCCUUCGCUUGAAUUUCGGCUAUUGUGCGGAGUUUGUUUUUUAGAAAUCCAAGAACAACAAAUCUGGCAAGUGGCAAAAAUUCGUGAAUUUUUUUUUUAAAUAUAAAUAAAUGUAUUUGUAUUGACGCAAGCAAUAAAUAUUCGUGAUGGUAAUUUAACGCAUUUGCUACUGUUUGACAAUUAGGAAAUAUUUUUGCAUAAAGCGUUGCAAAUUGGUUUCAUCAAUUUGGUGUGUUUGGAGCAUAAAUUGUGCCGGGCUCAGAAAGUGUGUUUUGAUACAAAAUUAAAAUGAAAUUAAAAACAACUAAAAGUCCAAUUGGAAAUAACCCUAAUAAAUGUCGAAAAUUGAAAAUAAUAAAUAUAUUUUGAAAUGAUUGUAGUAAUUGCCUUUUACAAGUACAACAAAUGUAAAUAAUAAAUCGACAAAGAGAGAGAGAGGGAGAGGACAAAAAUGAAUGAAUGUGCCCUGUAAUAUUUAUAAGAAGCGAAAAAAGCAAGAUUAAACAACAAACAAAUAAGUGACCGCGAACCCAGCUUGUAAAAGUCUACGCAACACAUAUGUACAUACAUAUGUAUAUUUUUACAUAAAGUGCACAUAAAAGUUGAUACAUACAAACAUAUUUACAUGUAAAGUGUUUUUUUUUUGGUGUUGUCGUGCUUUAUUUUGUGCGCUAAAGAAAAUCAGUAGCUAUGUGGUGUUGACACACAUAUUUACAUACAACCACAAACAUACUCAUGUUUUACAAAGCAACACGUUGUCAUUUCAGAUUUACAUAUAUGUAAAUAUAAAGUUAAAAAAUAUUUUGACUGAAUCAAUGACACGCGCAGCAGAGAGACCUACAAAAAAAAUACUAAAAUCAAUUUUUUUUUAUAAUUGGCAACACUGUGUAUUGUAAAAGUGAUUAAUUAAUUCCAUAAUUGCAAGAAGUGUGCAAAAAUAUUAAAUCGAAAUUAUUUUAAAAAUUUAUUAACAAGUGAAAGGCUAACAAUUUUAAUCCAGCGCCUUGUUUUGCUUGCCAACGAUUUGGUUGGAAUUUUUCUUACUGUUGGAUAGGUUGGAGUUGCAUUUUUAUAUUUCAACGCUUGUGAACGAAAAUUUCUUCGAAUUUGCAUAAAGUUAAUUUACAAAUACAUUGGAGCCUAGAGCAAACAAUCUAAUAGUGAAAUUAAGAUUUGAAACUAAAAUUCAGCAAAAAAUUAACGAGCUAUUAGCUUAUGGCUCAGCGCUUCCUCAGUCAUGCAAAUUAACAGAAAUAAUUAUGUUCACUUGAAGGUCUCUAUUAUUAUCUAUUGUACUUUGAAUUUUUAACCCACAAAUUGGGAGUUGGAAGUUGAUAUUAUUUAAGAAGCAAGCUUUUACAAUUACAACACAUGAAAGCUGGUCAUGAAUGAACGCAAAGUACAAGUUAUAUGAGGUGUACUUUCUUAUAGCAAUACUUUAUAUUACAUAUAUGCUGGCAAGCUGUACACUCUUGCUGCCUUCCUACACGAAACGCGUAACUACUAGUCCUCCACUGCCGCACUAAACACACACAAAAAUGGUGCGCUUCGAGCCUUUAGGUCAAAAAAUGUUCACACGCCGCAAUUGGCUGCUACGUUGCAGUAUAUUGAUCAACAUCCUGGUCAUACUCUACAUAUGCAGUCAUGUUAUGAUUGGCAAUGGCACCGGUUUUAAUGGCAGCAACACUUUCUUCAUACAGGAACACGGUGUGGAUACAGCGAAUAGCGCACAAUUGAUAGGUGACAAAAUACAACCGCCCCCGCCACCGCCACCGCCACCUGCAUCAAACGAUCUAUCACUACCACCACUAUCACCCAACGAUUCCGGUAGUGCUGCGGCGGCGGCGCCUGCUACAGCUGUUGACGCAGCAGCAGCAGCGCCCACUCAAAAUCAAGGCGGUAGCGUUGUGGCGGGGAAUAUUGGUGGUGUUGCUAACGUAGGCGAAGCCGCUGUAUACACAAAUAAUUCUGUAAACGAUGGCGAACCGGCUGUCGCUGAAGAAAAAGAUCCAGAAAUACGGCUAGAAACACUCUUAAAUUGCUAUAAUCGCGACUUCAAGCCAGAGGUCUUGCAACGUGGCGAUUUCUGGGUACUCAAGAAUUACGUUCGCGCCGAUCAUGGUCCGCUCAAGUGCUCCGAAUCGAUCACUUAUACAACGCAUGCGGAUUACACAUUUUUAGAUAAUCUCAUACCGCUACUGGAGCGUUGGAAUGCUCCCGUUAGCAUUGCGAUGCACACACCGGGCACUGAUUACCAACCGACCAUUGACGCCAUUAAGUACCUGCGUGAAUGCCUACCGGAAAGUCCAUUGGUGCGCACAUUUACCACAUUCCAUCUUUACUUUAGCACGAAACACAUACCUAAACAGGUGGCGAAGCAAUCGGAAGUGCUGAAAACGCCCUACAAUUGCACGCUGCCGCCACCCUAUUUCAAUGUCAGUUCCGGCCAUUUAUAUAAGUCACAAAAAAAAUUAUUAUAUCCGGUGAAUGUGGGUCGUAAUAUAGCGCGCGAUGCUGCCUUAACACAUUUCAUAUUAGCCUCAGAUAUUGAAUUGUAUCCAAAUCCCGGGUUGGUAAGGAAAUUCCUCGAGAUGAUUGCGCGCAACGACGCGUAUCUGCAACGCAAAGCGCCGAGGGUAUUUCCGCUCUCCAUCUUCGAAGUGGAAGCCAAUGCAACUGUGCCACGCGACAAAACGGAGUUGCAAGAAUAUUUACGCACCGGCAAAGCGAUACCCUUCCAUAAGCGCGUGUGCGCCAGUUGUCACGGCGUGCCACAGUCUAAGGAGUGGAUGGCCGCCAAUGAAACCGAUGAGCUGAGCGUUUUCCACAUUGGCAAGCGUACGGGCUAUUUCAGGCAUUGGGAGCCUAUCUAUAUUGGCACACAUGCCGAUCCGCACUAUGACGAGCGAUUGAGCUGGGAGGGCAAAAGUGAUAAAAUGACGCAGGGUUAUGCGCUCUGCGUUUUAGACUACGAGUUCCACAUACUCGACAAUGCUUUCCUCGUGCACAAACCGGGCAUUAAAGUGCUGCAAAAAGAUAAUCGUCGCGCUAUGUUGGCGGGCAAGACGAAUCAACUUAUACGUAAAAUCAUCUAUCCGGAAUUGAAGAUAAUGUAUGGUGUACGUCAAGGCUGCGUUGUAUAGUAACUAAUAAAUUGGCAAAAAAGUUGAAAAACUUUUUUAAGCUAUAAUAAGCAUGGAAUUAAAAGACUACUACUACAAUUCAAAAUACUACUUUUUUAAGACGUAGCGCACAGCUACAGCGAAACAUUAACGAUAUGCUGUUGAAAGAAGUAUAUAUGUAUGUAAAAUAUAUAUGUAUAUUGAUAUAAUAAAUUAUUUGCCAGCAAUGCAUAGUUGCAAUUAUGUUUAGUAAAUACUAACUAAUAUCGUCGAUUUGAGCCAACACGCACUGUAAAUGAUUUUUUAGUAGUUUAUUUUGAUUUUAAUUUCAUUUUUAUUUUUUUGUUUAAAUAUGCAAAGAAUAAUCUCAAAAAUAUUUUUGUAACGUAAAUGUAGGUAUUAAUUAAAAAUUGUCACAAAAUUAAAAGUAUACUAUAAACGAAUGAUAUUAUUAUAAAAAAAAAAAAUAUUGUAAAAUGUGAAAGUUCGAAAUUUGUUUUUUGUGAGUAAAUUAAAAUAAAAUUGUGUAUAAUGGGAAAGUUCGAAAUAUAUUUUUUUGUGAGUCAAUUGAAAAAAAAUUAUAAAACAUGAAAGUUCGAAUUUUUUUUUUUGUUUACAAAUUGAACCAAAUAUUGUAAAAUGUGAAAGGUAGAAAAAUUGUUUUCUUUGAAAAAAAACGCCUUACAUAUAUUCAAAAUGUGUUUUGGAAAUUUGUAAUAAGUGAUUUGAAGAUAAAAAAAACAAAAAUGCGUUAAAACAAUAAGAUUAGUGAAAAACUUAGAUAUUUUUGUAUUGUUAAUUAAUUAGUAGUAAGUUUAACGAAUAUAUACAGCAAAAAAAAUACGCGUUGAAAUUUGAAACGCGUAAUAGUCACACACAAAAUAAUUUGAAGCAUACUUUUAAGCGCCAAAAAUGAAAUUUGUUAAACACUUAAAGUGUAUACAAAGUACCACACGCGUUUACAUAACUUUUCGUAUGUACAUAUAUACUUUUGUAUUUUCGCAAAAAUUUCUCUACUUUGUUUUUGUGUUAAAUAAAAUAAGGUAAAUAAUUAAAUAGUUGAUUUAAUAAAUUUGCUUUUAGUCCAUUUUAAUUCCUUUACUAAUACUUUUGUGUUUUAAAUGGCUAUUUCUUUGUAGUUCAUCUAGCAAUUAUAAGCAAACUAUUUUUAAAAAUAUUUCUAAAACUUUUUGUUUAAAUUUUUUAUUCAGCCACUUAAAGGGAAAUUCUAUACGCUUUUGUUCCAAACAGAAAAUAAAAAUAAUUUGUAUUAAUUAAAACCACUUAAAAGUGCUAAAAUGCUAUAUCAUCCGUCUUCGUUUCGCAAUUUUGUUUAAUUCGUUUGAUUUGAAUUCAUUUGUGAGCAAAAAAAAAAAAAUGAAUGCAAAAGAAUUAAAAAUUACACAGUUGAAUUUAAUACAAAGGGAGUUGUCGUAACCGCAAAGAAGCGUGGAAUAACCUACAAUUUUCUAGCCCUGUUUGCUUAUGCCAUUUACAAUUUUUAUACCAGUUUUUGUUCGUUUCACCAUUUGAAAUUUUUUUGGCAAAACGCAGUAAACUGAUAUCGCAGAAUUAAGCCAGUUUUGUUUUCGAUUCACUGCUCUCAAAUUUUUUUGCCAAAACGUAGCGAACUCGUUCGUCCGUUUCGCCACUAUCAAAUUUGUUUGGCAAACGCAGCCUGCUGAAUCCACAUUAAUAUUACAGUUUGUUGUUGUUGUAGCGGCAGAAAACACUUCUAAGGUAAUUUCGAGGAAUGGCGCCGAAUUGACAGUCCUUGGCCAGAUAAAAAUCCGGGCCCGGUCCGGUUACUUAGACUCGACUCGGUAGAACAGCUUGCUAUAAUAUAUUAGUUUCUGGGAAAUUAAAGUCAUCAGUCAUUAGAAAAAAUACGUGGUAAAUAACCUUAAGUUAUUCUAACCCAACUUGCUUGUGCCUGCUUAUG